GGAACGCGCCCAGUCGACUCGGGAGCGCGCCCAGCUGUCAGUGUCAGGGCUGUCCGUCUCCCUGACAACAGCGCUCAUCUUGCACGAGCUUAUCGACACCUCCUCGUGACCUCACCUGUCCAGGUGGGCUCCGUGUUGUUUACGUUAUAGGCUAUUUGUCUCCACGUGACGUGUGUGUUAGUUUCCGGCAGCGCGCGGGGCCGAGAGGAGAAUCAGGUGAGGCGGAAGUGAAGUGAGGAGAGAGGCUCGCGCAGCUCACCUGUCCGCCAGGUGAACGACCGGAACAGACAGAGAACAGGAGGAAGAGAAAGAAAAUGAGUAACCCCAUCCCGUCCAAUCUCAAGUCGGAGGCCAAGAAAGCCGCCAAGAUCCUGAGAGACUUCACCGAAAUCUCCAACAGGACCGGGCCGGACAGACUCAUCCCCGCUCAUGUGAUAGCGAAGGCGGAAGGCCUCGCCAUCAUCUCCGUCAUCAAGGCCGGCUUCAUGAUCACAGCCAGAGGAGGCAGCGGCAUCGUCAUCGCCAGGCUGGCCGACAGACGCUGGUCGGCUCCGUCCGCCAUCGGCAUUGCUGGUCUGGGAGGAGGCUUCGAGAUUGGGGUGGAGGUGUCGGACCUGGUGAUCAUCCUGAACCAGCGGCGGGCCAUCGAGGCGUUCACGAAGGGCGGGAACCUGACGCUUGGCGGGAACUGCACCGUUGCCGUGGGACCGAUGGGCAGGAACGUGGAGGCGGACGUGGCUCUUCGCAGCACGGCGGCGGUUUUCACCUACUGCAGAUCCAGAGGAUUGUUCGCCGGUAUUUCUCUGGAGGGAUCGUACCUGAUCGAACGCAAAGAAACCAACCGCAAGUUCUACUCACAGGACAUCCGGGCGUCGGCCAUUCUGAACGGCGACGUGGAGCCGCCGUCGGAGUGCUACGACCUCUACCACAUCCUGGACGUCUACACCGAGGCGUACACGGCCGACUGGACCAGCAAGAACCUGCAUCCGAAGUCGUCUCUUCCUCCAUCCAGACCUCGAGUUCCUCCUCAGCAGAGAGCGGCGAACAGCCACCAGCCCGCAGGAACAGGAAGUAGAAACGCGCUCUAUCCGAGUAUCUCCGUCUAUAAAUCUGAAACCUCAGGUCAGUUUGCCUCCAGAAACCCUCAAAGUUACGGUGGGGACUCGUCAGUGGGCGGAGCCAGCGGGCAGUUGGUCGUCACGGCGACACAUGCGUUCGCCGGUCAGCAGCCCGGUGACCUGAGCUUCAGCCCCGGAGACCGGAUCACUGUCAUCACCAAGACCGAGGCCCAGUACGACUGGUGGGAGGGGCAACUGGACGACGGCCGCGUCGGGAUCUUUCCCGCCAACUUCGUCACGUACUGAGCGCUGCCCGGUGGUUGGAUGGAGGAACUGCAGCGGAACGACAGUUUCCGUGGAGACGUUUUAGGUUUUGUCGAGCUGAUCAAUGAUCAAUUAGUUGAUGGAAAGAGAAAUAUUUUUAGAAUUAACUGUUUAAGUCAUCGUUUCAAACAAAAACACCAAAAAAUAGGCUCUAAAAUGUACAAAUGUUACGUUUUCUUGUGUUUUAUAGCCCAAAAUCAAUAAUCAAUAAAAUAAUCCUAUUAUUAUUAUUAUUAUUAUUAUUAUUAUUAUUAUUAUUAUUAUUAUUACUCACAGAAAUCUCUUUCUUUUAAACUGCCGACAAAUUAAAUUAAAAGUUUAAACUUCAUCUAAAAACAAUUAAACUAUCGAUAAUAAAACGGUUCAGUGUUGAGUUCAGGGACCUGAGGAGCGUCUGAAAUCUCAGCACUUUGUGUUUAUGUGUUUAUUGAGCUGGUUUUACUGGAGGUGGUGGUUGGGUAACUGCACUAAAAUACGUUUCUUUUUAUUCCGAAAGGGGAAUUUAAAUAUAAAUCUUGGAUAUUAAAACAGUAUUUCUGGGAUCUGUUACUGCGUCCACCUUUAGAAACGGGACGCUGGUCACUUAUUUUUGGACACUUGUGAAUGUUUCUACUUUUUAUAUAAUAAUAAUUAACUGAUGUGAUUUCUGAUUGUUAAAGGAUCGUAAAUAAAACAAAUGUAUACAAACUUUG
Molecule: messenger RNA, 2074 nt
Organism: Dicentrarchus labrax (European seabass)
Lineage: Eukaryota; Metazoa; Chordata; Actinopteri; Moronidae
Gene: sh3yl1
Product: SH3 and SYLF domain containing 1
Exons: 10
Coding region: 315-1364 (349 amino acids)
Cellular component (GO): ruffle membrane
Molecular function (GO): protein binding; phosphatidylinositol binding
Source: RefSeq, a predicted model, not a curated record